Molecule: messenger RNA, 1950 nt
Organism: Juglans regia (Persian walnut)
Lineage: Eukaryota; Viridiplantae; Streptophyta; Magnoliopsida; Fagales; Juglandaceae
Product: zinc finger CCCH domain-containing protein 40-like
Exons: 4
Coding region: 197-1747 (516 amino acids)
Cellular component (GO): U2-type catalytic step 2 spliceosome; U2-type catalytic step 1 spliceosome; Prp19 complex
Molecular function (GO): U6 snRNA binding; pre-mRNA binding; metal ion binding
Source: RefSeq, a predicted model, not a curated record
UUUUGCCUCAUCUGUUCUUCGCUCCCCUCCCUUCUCUUUCUUUUCUCCCCUCCCUUCCUCGUCCUCCUCUUUUUAUUUUCUUCUCAGACAGACAAAGAUCCCCCGUUUUCUCCCCUCGCUUCUUCGUCUUCUUCUUUUUCUUUUAUCUUCUCAGACAGACAAAGCUCCCCCGUCGCUAACUUCGUCCGAGUCGAACAUGGCCCAUAGAUUGCUUAGAGAUCUGGAGGCCGAUGGCUGGGAACGUUCCGACUUUCCAAUCAUCUGUGAGUCCUGCCUCGGCGACAACCCCUACGUUCGAAUGACAAAAGCAGACUUUGAUAAGGAGUGCAAGAUUUGUACACGGCCAUUCACAGUUUUUAGGUGGAGGCCUGGUCGUGAUGCCAGAUUUAAAAAAACUGAGAUUUGCCAGACAUGCAGUAAGUUGAAAAAUGUUUGCCAAGUCUGCCUUCUGGAUCUCGAAUAUGGUUUGCCAGUUCAAGUCCGAGACACUGCUCUUUCCAUCAAUUCCAAUGAUGCCAUUCCCAAGAGUGAUGUGAAUAGGGAGUAUUUUGCUGAGGAGCAUGACCGCCGGGCCAGAGCAGGGAUUGAUUAUGAAUCAUCAUAUGGAAAGGCUCGCCCAAAUGACACCAUUCUGAAGCUUCAAAGAACAACACCUUACUACAAAAGAAACAGAGCGCAUGUCUGCAGUUUUUACAUAAGGGGUGAAUGCACGCGAGGUGCUGAGUGCCCGUACCGACAUGAGAUGCCUGUAACUGGGGAAUUGUCACAGCAGAAUAUUAAAGAUCGUUACUAUGGAGUGAAUGAUCCGGUUGCACUGAAGCUACUCAACAAGGCAGGAGAGAUGCCAUCUCUGGAAGCUCCUGAGGAUGAGAGCAUUAAAACUCUCUAUGUUGGUGGGCUUAAUGAAAGGGUCACCGAGCAGGAUCUGAGGGACAACUUCUAUGCUCAUGGUGAAAUUGAAUCCAUAAGGAUGGUGCCCCAGCGAGCUUGUGCUUUUGUAACCUACACAACCAGAGAAGGCGCGGAGAAGGCUGCAGAAGAGCUCUCAAACAAAUUGGUCAUAAAAGGCCUGAGACUGAAGCUAAUGUGGGGUAGACCUCAAGCACCAAAACCAGAGUCAGAAGGCGCAGACGAAGCAAGGCAGCAGGCGGCAGUGGCCCAUAGUGGGAUGUUGCCUCGGGCAAUUAUAUCCCAGCAGCAGGGCCAAUUACAGCCACCUGGCAGUCAGGCCCAAAACCAACCGAUGCAUUACUUCAAUAUUCCUCCACCUCCGCCUCAGCAGGAGAGAACCUUUUACCCAUCAAUGGAUCCUCAAAGAAUGGGCGCCCUUAUUCCAUCCCAUGAGGGUACUUCUAAUGGGCCCUCAGGGUCAGGUGAGAACAAAUCUGGUCCAGAGAAGCAGCAACAAGCCCAGCAUUAUCCUUUUCAAGCUAUGCCGCCACCACAUGGGCAAUAUCAUCAGCAGUUCUAUCCCCCAUAUGGAUAUAUGCAGCCAAUGCCUCCUUAUCAGCAAUAUCCUCCACCAUAUCAUUCGGGAAUGCCACCUCCACAGCCUCCACCUGCAAACCAGCCUUAUCAGCAUUCUGCGCCUUCUGUUUCUCACCCUGGGUCUGCACCACCAGCAUCCACUGCGCACACAGGUUCUACACCACCAGGAUCUGCACAACAGGGGUCCAGACCUUCUGGAUCUGCACCUCCGGGGUCUGGACCUUCGGGGUCCUCUACACCAGGGUCAUCGCAGCAGUGAAACUAUUUUUUCCUGUACUGUUUUUAGCUUUGGGAUAUAUGAAACGUACUUCUCAUAAAGUUGACUGUAACUUGCUCGCAUCCAGGAUACAAAUAUAUUUUUGCUUGCGGUUGCGAGUGAGUCUAUAUUCAAGAGUUGUAUUAUUUCUUGUCUCAGGAUUUGUGCAUUAUAACUAUGGAUUUCUCCGGUUUUGUUGUCUUCCA